Molecule: messenger RNA, 813 nt
Organism: Coccomyxa subellipsoidea C-169
Lineage: Eukaryota; Viridiplantae; Chlorophyta; Trebouxiophyceae; Coccomyxaceae
Product: DUF850-domain-containing protein
Exons: 6
Coding region: 1-813 (270 amino acids)
Biological process (GO): protein folding in endoplasmic reticulum
Cellular component (GO): EMC complex; membrane
Source: RefSeq, a predicted model, not a curated record
AUGGGUGCACAAGAUAUCCUACUCGAUCGGGAUGUGCGAGAUUGGGUGCUAGUGCCUCUUACUAUCUCCAUAUUCCUGAUGAUGCUCAUCAGGCAAUAUGCGACCCAGGCUCUGAUGGGGGGCUCCUCUCAACAAAAGGUGGAUCUGAAGGAGGUCAAAGAGAAGCAGGCGUUGGCGCGAUCCCAGCUUCUCCGGCAGGGAUAUGCCUUCCUGCCAGAAGGCGCUUUCAAGCAGCGAGUAAAGUACUUUGCGGCCAAGGAAACUGGAGUAUUCAGCCAGAAGUCAGAGCAGAAGUCAGCCCAGGAGCAGAUGAUGACCAAUCCAGACAUGAUGUCGGGCAUGAUGAAGCAGAACUUGUUACAUGACUUGUUUUGGUGUGCUGCACAGAUUGCCAUGGGCACAUUUGUCAGCUACUUCUUCUCUGGCUUCAUCCUGGGGAAGAUCCCCUUCCCUCUGAGCCCAUCCUUCCGGCUCAUGCUGCAGCGAGGGGUGGAUCUGCCCUCCCUGGACGUGACUUACUUCACGUCGCUGUCGUACUACAUCCUGCUGCUGUUUGGACUGCGCGGAGUGUUCAUGCUGUUCUUUCGCGAGAACACCAUCGACGAGACGCAGAUGUACCGUCAGCAGAUGGGCAUGGGCGGCGGCGCCAACCCCAUGGCGGCCAUGACCGGCGGCGACCCCACCAAGGCCCUCGAGACGGAGCGCGCCGCCCUCGAUAUGGUGGAGCACAAGUGGAGGCUGGAGACUGCGGAGGAGAGCGCUGCAAUUGUCCUAAAAGAGCGCUUGAAAAAGCUUCCUGCUCGUCUGAAAUAG